AUGGUCGCGCAACAAUCGAAAGCAAAGCGGAAGCAAGAUUUCCUCAUUGCUUUCUCGCCAAUCAUUGCCGAUGCGACUGCGGUCGCAUUUAAGGGAGCUUCUAAUGAUAUCCAACGAAAGCUGAGGCGCGUAAUCGAGGUUUGGCGACAACGGAAUAUCUUCGAAGAACCUAUUCAGCAGGCUGUAGAGGCUCGAGUUGAUGAGGUGGACAAAUCUAAAUCAUCGGGUAAAAAGCCAUUGCUAGGAGGCUCACUAUUCGCUAGCUCGCCGGGAUCCAUUCCAUCUGAGUUACAACCUCUAGCUCCGCUGCAAACCGCUGUUUCCAAGGCCACAGUCUCCUCAUCUGCCGCCGUUACGGCUGCCAAUACCGAAUAUGACAAAAUGAACGACCCGUCGGCCCAGGUCCCAACACCGCCCGUUCACGCUGCCCGUCUCAGCCAACUUCUUAAGUCCCUUGCGAAUGCAGAAAGUUCGGUUUCCGAAAUUAUCAAGUCACGCCAGUGUUUGAUCCAAGGGCUUGAGAAGCUUCUCGACACGAACCGCGCUGCGUUAACCAAGGAACAGGCACUGGUUGAGCAAUUGGCGGCACGCAAAAUGGAAACAGAGGGUAAGAAGCGGGACGUCGAAGAUGCCAUCAUGCGCGGCUUAUCCGUGGAGGAUUCCUCGAUGUUGCGGGCAGUUGGCAGUGCGAAUGAUACCGGCAAUACUGAAUCGACAACGCCAAGUCAGCUAGGUGAAGAGCCUGAGCGCCCCGUCAUCGAGGCUCUGACACCUCCACCUGUUGAAGACCUCACACCAACCGGCUCCCCUACUCAAAUCCAACCACCAGGGGGUGAGGAAUAUCACAACAAUCAGCAUCAGCAUCAAUACCAACAUCAGCCCACUGCAGGGAUUGGUGUUUCCACCCAUUCAGGUCAACCGGAGCUUCCUCAACAUCAAUACCCCUCAGAAACCCCGAUCCUCCCGCAGCAAGCACCUGCGGAUGGUCAGGUUACAACAACGUCAAUCACUCCCACCACUAUAGAUCUAACAUCUACGCUCGCAGCCCUACAUGGACAUGGACAGCAGCUGUCACGGGAGAACCCCGCAAAUGCAAACAUCAACGUGGGCGCGAACACGAAUGGAUCGAGCGUGAAGAAGCGCAAAGUUUCUCAUCCGCUUGUGCAUGCGCAGCAGGAUGAAUACCCGGGCUUUUCUGCUGAAGGAGACGUUAUGGCGGAGUUGGAUGAUGACGUUGCGGAGUUGUUGAGGCAGGAGAGUAAUAAAUAUUAG
Molecule: messenger RNA, 1272 nt
Organism: Histoplasma mississippiense
Lineage: Eukaryota; Fungi; Ascomycota; Eurotiomycetes; Onygenales; Ajellomycetaceae
Exons: 4
Coding region: 1-1272 (423 amino acids)
Source: RefSeq, a predicted model, not a curated record